UAUAUAUCAGAACGUGAUUCUUCGUGGUGUAACUGCGCGACUCUAUCUAACAGCCUUGAGCUGCUUCCAAUUGCGUUUCGCAAAACCUGACCUCGGAACGCACAAGGCCCAACGGGAAACGCAGAUUGCGACUUGAACAUGGCGGAACUCGUUCCCAGCGGAGGAGCUUGCGAUGGUCCGAAGCGCAGUCCGCAACAACUAGUCUCAGCCAACGACCUGAUCAUGCGAAGCAUCUUCGACCUGGUCGAUGCUCGAGAGGACCUCCUUAGCGGCAUGCUAGUCUGUAAGGAUAUCGCCAGCAUUCCGGCGCGCUUGAUCCAUAAGUCCACGACGGAAAGCGAAUUGGCUCGAGUCUGGUCUCGAGGCUGCAGUCUCAACCGGUUCUACUUGUAUGUUCACGGAGUGAAAGAGCUUACCGUCAAGUCUGGCUCGCCGCCCAUCAAUCUUGAAGAGUUACUACAACGCUUUGAACUUCUCGACCGGAUCCACGUCACCGCACCCUUACGAAAUUCCGCCGAUGUCAAGGUGGAAGAGAUCUACCUUUGCGGCGGUCGUAAAGUCUACGUGCGGGGACAGACUGGUCCGAACGAACUAAGUCUCGAUCGCCGGGUGUUUCCCGUCGAAGUCAACGAGCGAGUUGCUUGGAUAGGGAUUCAGAGCCUUUCGGAAAGCCCCGCAUACGUGGACAGAACAAGAGACGCAAGACUUCUGGAUCUCGUUUCGUCUGCGAUACGAGUCGGGUCCACCUCGCUCCGGGAGCUUUCAAAGCUGGAGGUCUCGCGAAUCCGCUUCACUUUGAAGGUGUUGGAUUUCGUUUUAACCGGUUGCCCCAAGUUGAAGGUGCUUAGUUGCUCUCUUGACACCUCAGCUUCCAGAGGAAACCUGGGGCCGUUACGAAAGAUCAUGUGGGGACCGGGAGCACAGCUCCGGCAAUUGGAUAUACAAUGCUAUUAUCACGAGCUUUUAUCGUACUUGAGACGUCUCGAGGGAUGUCCUCACUUAAGGAUCUCAGGGGCGAUCUCGUGCAGUUCGUUGUUGCUAGUGACGCCAUUCUCCCCUCCAUCUGCGAAAGGAAACCGCACCGAACACUUGACGCUAGCCCCGAGCAUGUCCAUGGAAUGGAAGGAGACAUUAGCAGACCCUUAUCAUGUCGCCAGGCAGAUCCGAAACUACAUUUCGCCGCAUUGCGUGGUCACAAUCGAUACCUCUGGCAGAUCCGGGGAAGAGCUGCUAUGGUUGCGCAUCCUGUCGUCCAUACUCAGAUCGCUGCAAAGCGAAGAGGACCUGCGUCGAUCCAAGACGAAAGGCUGGGCGAAAUGCGAUCCUCCUCCUCAACCCAAUUGA
This is a messenger RNA of Filobasidium floriforme, 1344 nucleotides long. RefSeq lists its product as uncharacterized. NCBI's taxonomy places the organism in Eukaryota, Fungi, Basidiomycota, Tremellomycetes, Filobasidiales, Filobasidiaceae. The transcript has 4 exons. The record is from RefSeq and is a predicted model, not a curated record. The coding region runs from base 139 to 1344 and encodes 401 amino acids.